AUGUUGAAUCACGAAGGGCACCUACCCUCAACAAACGCGCCAAUCUCACCGCAUGCGCAAUCAGAGACAUCAAACGCCCCCACAACAAAUGGAAAGGUGAGUGGCGGUAAUAAAACGCAAUAUACAUAUGAAUAUUUGGCUCAGUUGCUGAAGGAUAAAAAACAGCUGGAAGCUUUUCCAAAUGUUUUCCAUCAUCUCGAUCGUCUCGCUGAAGAAGAAAUCAGCAGAGUGCGAGUAUCAUUAUUUCAAUUCGAGUUUGCCAAAGAUGCAAUGUCAAAUUUACCAGAACCGGAGGGUGAAGUUACCACUAUGACUGAAAAAAUAUUUGUUCCUGUAAAGGAACAUCCGGAUUAUAAUUUUGUCGGAAGGAUAUUGGGCCCACGUGGUAUGACGGCCAAACAGUUAGAACAAGAAACUGGAUGUAAAAUAAUGGUCCGCGGCAAGGGUUCGAUGCGCGAUAAAGCUAAGGAGGAAGCAAACCGUGGAAAACCCAACUGGGAACAUUUAUCAGAAGAGUUACAUGUUCUGAUACAAUGCGAAGAUACACCCAAUCGUGCAUUGUUAAAACUGAAACGAGCUGCAGCUGAAGUAAAAAAGUUACUUGUACCUUCAUCAGAUGAUGAUGAGCUGAAGCGUAAACAACUAAUGGAAUUAGCAAUUAUUAAUGGAACUUACCGAUCCGGAAGUGUUAACCAAACAGCUGCUGCACAAGCUGCAGCUGCAGCUGCAGUCAAUAAAAAUUCGCUGGCUGCUUUACAAGCCCGUCUGAUGACACCGCUACCUCUUGCUGCUACACAGCCGAAUAAUCUCCGGUCACCUGGGUUGACAGGAGCACCAAUUAUUCUGUCUCCUUCACGUGGUGCUGCACCUACCGCUGCAACCGCAGCGGCUGCAGCACUCGCAGCACAGCUGCAAGCGGUAGCAACUCAGCAACAAAAUGUUGCAGCUGCAUUCACUCAACAAGGACCAGUAGCUGCGUUGCCAGCACAAUUAUUGCAGAAUCCGGCAUUGGCGCAAAAUGAAUAUGGACAGCUGUACCUCAGUUCAUUAUCAUACGAUCCGUCGGGUGCAGCAGGUUAUGGGGCACCAGUAAGCAGCACUGCCGCUACUCUUCAGGCUCAGGCUCAGGCUCAGGCUCACCAACAACAGCAGUAUGCAGCUGCAGCUGCGGCUGCCAUGCUUGGUGCCAAUGCAUAUAUCGGCGAUUACACAUCAGUCGAUAUAUCGCAUGCCGGUGCAAUGCUGUGUAAUCAACGACGUGUACUUGGUCAAUCCAGGGACCACCCAUAUGGUAGUGGAAAAUCAACUACAUAA
Molecule: messenger RNA, 1314 nt
Organism: Acanthocheilonema viteae
Lineage: Eukaryota; Metazoa; Nematoda; Chromadorea; Rhabditida; Onchocercidae
Source: the annotation of a GenBank genome assembly